This is a messenger RNA of Monodelphis domestica (gray short-tailed opossum), 1974 nucleotides long. RefSeq names its product fatty acid binding protein 6 (gene FABP6). The record is from RefSeq and is a predicted model, not a curated record. Gene Ontology annotation, molecular function: lipid binding. Lineage: Eukaryota; Metazoa; Chordata; Mammalia; Didelphimorphia; Didelphidae.
UACCAAUGAGUUUAUCAGUACUAAUAAUUAGAUCAAUAAUGGGCUGCAUUUGUGGAAUGCUUGAUUUUCAUUUGAGUUUUAUGACUCAGUUUUUAGAUUGGGAUUUUUUAUUUUUAUUUUUUUGGAUGAGAAGUGUGAUUUCAUUAAGUAGGGAACUCCCAAUAAAGAAACGCCUUCUACUGAUGUUUGAUCAGAUAAUCAGCAAUUGUUCCACAAUUAAAAAUUGCAGAGAGUUGCUUGUAGGCUCAGAGAGGUUGUGGGUUUCCUUUUUUUUUUUGUCUACAGUCACAGAGUCAUUAUGUGAUAGAGAUGAGCUUUGAACACAAACUCUUCCCCCUCUCCCCCAAGAUUGGCUCUCUAUUCAAUACUACAGCAUUUUAGUAUUAGGCAAAAUUUAUUUUUGUUUUUUAUAUUUUCUGAAUGACAUGUAAAGAUUUUUUUUAACAUUCCUUUUUUAAGACUUUGAGCUCUAAAUACCCUUCCUCCUUUCUUCACCUCUUUCUUCCUUGAGAAAGCAAUCAAUUUGAUAUUGAUUAUACAUGCAUAGUCAUGUAAAACAUAUUUCCAUAGUAACCAUGUUAUAGAAAAAAACAGAACAAAAAAAAUCAACUCAAGAAAAAUAAAGGAGGUAAAAAAAGUCUGCUCCAAAUUAAAUUUAUAUUCUCUCAAUUCUUUUCCUAGAAGUAGAUAGCAUGUUUCAUAUAAGUCCUUUGGGAAGGGGGCAGCUGGGUAGCUCAGUGGAUUGAGAGUCAGGCCUAGAGAAGGGAGUUCCUAGGUUCAAAUCUGGCUUCAGACACUUCCCAGCUGUGUGACCCUGGGCAAGUCACUUAACCCCCAUUGCCUCUUCUUUACUACUCUUCUGCCUUGGAACCAAUACAUAGUAUUGAUUCCAAGACAGAAGGUAAGUGUUGUAAAAAAAUAAGUCCUUUGGAAAAUAGCUGCAUUGUGAAGAUGAAGAGACUAAAGCCCAGAGAGCUCAUGGUCCUAUGAUCUUAUAACCUGAGCCAAUUUAAGAUUGGUGCAUCAGAGCCAGAGCUAGAACCCCCAACCUAUGUUGAUGGUUGGUUAGUAUUGGGACUUGGUUUUAUAAAAUACAUUCCAUAGAAUGUAGACUCCUUGAGACAGAGACUCAAUUUUUUGUUUUUGUAUCCCCAGUACCUAGGACAGUACCAAGCAUAUAGUAGACAUUUAAUCAAUGGUUGAUGAUUGACACUGAGCCCCAUCUAAUUCCUUAAGACAUAUGAAGGUCUUGGACCUUCCAAGGUCAAGGAAGAGCAGUAGGAAUUCAGCCAAACUGUAGGUUCAACAACCUCAGGGUUGAGGACAGUCUCCUUCCUCCUUGGCCUGAUUGGCCCCUCAUAAAACCCUAAAGUAGGGUGAGGAAUAGUGGGGUGAUUUGGGGGCUGGGCAGAGGCUUCCAAGAGACUUUAUAAACCUCCAGCAGGGAGUCCCUUCAUUGAGUCUCCUCCUGAGUCUGAAGUUACUUUCUUCCUCCUCUCCAACCAACUUCCUUUCAACAUGAGCUUCAGUGGCAAAUAUGAAGUUGAAAGUGAAAAGAACUACGAGGCAUUCCUGAAUCAGUUGGGAAUCUCCAAGGAUACCAUUGAAAAAUACAGGAACUUCAAGACCCUCACUGAGGUGGUUCAGGAUGGGAACAACUUUACCUGGAUCAAUACUUAUCCAGGGGGUCAAAUCAUGACUAACAAAUUCACCAUUGGCAAGGAGUGUGAAAUGGAGACCAUGGGAGGCAAGAAGUUUAAGGCCACAGUGCAGAUGGAGGGAAACAAGAUAGUGGCGACCUUCCCCAACUAUCAACAAACCUCUGAGAUCGUUGGAGGAAAACUGGUGGAGAUCUCCACUAGCGGAGGUGUGACCUACGAAAGAGUCAGCAAGAAAUUGUCCUAGGCAACUAAAAUUCCGGAACCUUCCCUACAGGGAUAGGGGAAAAACUUCAAUAAAGCCAGUUUUAAAUAC